This is a messenger RNA of Paramecium sonneborni, 1516 nucleotides long. The record is from the annotation of a GenBank genome assembly. Lineage: Eukaryota; Ciliophora; Oligohymenophorea; Peniculida; Parameciidae.
AUGGGUAAUUGUGUUUCUAGUUAGGAUGAUAUCAGAAAUGCAAACAAAGUAUCACCAGUUUCAUUGUAAAAAUGCUUAUAAAUAAAAAAGAACAAUAAAACAUUUCACUUGGAAUCGUGAUUCUCAUGGUUUAUUUGAUUAUGAAAAUAAGAAUGUUAUAAAGGGUUAAAUCAAAACAAAUACAUAACUAAGUAUUAUAAAUAAUUAAAAUUAGUGAGAUUAAUUCGUUAAAAAGAAAAUAUAAAAAUAAUCUAAACAAAAGAAGAGUUAUAAGUAGAAAUAACAUUUAUUGAUAGUAAUUCUAAAAUUAACCAGAUGUCAUAGAAUUACUGAAAUUGACUCGUUAAUUUUCGAAAUAUUAAGUGGAAUCAAGUUUGAAAAUGUAAAAGACGGAAGAUUAAGAAGGAUUGAAUGACAAUUGUCCAUGGAUAGUAGUUAAAUCUACAAAAAGUCAACUAACUGACGGAUAAGUAAUAGGCUUGAUAAUUAAUGAAGGGAUAUGAUUUAAAAGAAGGAGAUUAUGUGAAAUUAGGAAGAGUUAGAUUUAGAAUAAGAGAAAUUAAAUGUUCUGUUGAUAAUAGUAAUUUAAAUAAAGGAAAUAUGGAACCAGAAUUGUAAAAAUACGUAUCUGAGAAAUGUUUGAAUACAAUGAACAUAAAUACAUAGGAAGAAGAUGAUAAAAGAAGUUAAUAAGAUGAACCUUGUUGUAGAAUAUGUUAUAAUGAUUCUUAAACAAAUAAAGACAAUCCUUUGAUUGAUUGUUGUAAAUGUUAGGGAUCUGUAAAAUAUAUACAUAUAUAAUGUUUAUAAACUUGGUUAGCAAAUAAAUUAUCACCUAAAACAACUAAGUUUUCAGUUUCAUUUUAAUGGAGAUAAUUUGAUUGUGAAGUAUGUAAAGCUAUAAUUCCUAGUAAUUAUAAUAAUAUUAGAUAUAUAGGUAGAAUAAGAUAUUAGGAUAGAAUAUUUGAGACAAUAAUAAUACCAAAACCAGAUGCUCCUUAUAUAACAUUAGAAAUAUUGAGUAGGGAAAGGAAUAAGAGUAAAGGAACACAUAUAAUAAGUUUUGCAUAAAAAUAACUUAUAAAAUUAGGUAGAGGUCAUGAUUCUGAUGUAAGAAUUACAGAUAUAUCAGUUUCUAGAUGUCAUGCAUUAAUUAAAUUUAUGAAUUGUAAAAUUAUAAAUUAAAAUAAUAAUAGCUGGAUUUGUUAUUGAAGAUUAAUAAUCUAAAUUCGGAACUUUAGUAUUAUUAAAGGUUCCAGCUUAAAUGUCAGUUGAUAUGAAUAAUAAUAUGGCUAUACAAGUAGGAAGAAGUGUUGUUAGUUUUUAAGUUUCGAAAGAUUGGAAUGUAUAAUCAUGUUGUAUGUAUUCUAGAUUAUCUCUUCAAUAAAUAGGGGAGUUGUAUCAGAAGAUUAAAUGUUAUAAGAUGAUACAGAUUUAAUAGGAAAUGCUGUUGGUGAUGAAGAUUAAGCAUAGAUUGAACAAGAAUUGCAAAAUUUUGAAGAACAUACACCAUGAU